Apodemus sylvaticus (European woodmouse) is the source of this 1772-nucleotide messenger RNA. It is a transcript of the gene Bloc1s5, whose product is annotated as biogenesis of lysosomal organelles complex 1 subunit 5. Lineage: Eukaryota; Metazoa; Chordata; Mammalia; Rodentia; Muridae. Gene Ontology annotation, cellular component: BLOC-1 complex; transport vesicle. The transcript is spliced from 5 exons. The record is from RefSeq and is a predicted model, not a curated record. Bases 84 to 647 code for a protein of 187 amino acids.
ACCCAGCGAGCGUAUGUCUCCCUAAAGAACCUCCGGGUUCGCACCUGCGCCGUGGACGCCGCGGGUGGGCGGAACUGGUCGGGAUGAGUGGCGGAGGGACCGAGACCCCUGUAGCGUGCGACGCCGCCCAGGGCGGCGGAGGCAAGAAGCGGGACUCGCUGGGGACUCCGGGUGCGGCGCACCUCAUUAUCAAGGAUCUUGGAGAAAUUCAUUCAAGGCUGCUGGAUCACAGACCAGUUACCCAAGGUGAAAUCCGUUACUUUGUAAAAGAAUUUGAAGAAAAACGUGGUCUUCGAGAAUUGCGCGUCCUGGAGAACUUGAAGAAUAUGACCCAGGAGACAAGUGAGCGCCUGCUUCCCAGAUGCAGAGAGAGCAUGCAGGGCGGCCUGGGGGAGGCCCUGCAGAGACUGCAAGCAGCUAAUGAGUCCAUCUGCAGACUCCAGCAGAGAGAACAGGAACGGAAAAAGGUGAUUAAUGACCACUUGGCAGCUAGUGAGAAGCGCCGUAUGCUGCAGUGGGAGGAGUUCCUGAGAGGACAGCCGCAGCGCAGAGCUGAGGUGGAUGAGGAGCACAGAAGGGCCGUGCAGAGGCUCCGAGAGCAGUACGCAGCGAUGGAGAAGGACCUGGCCAAGUUCUCCACCUUUUAAGGAUUUGAUCUAAGAGAGCCAGGAGAAUGAGAAGCACGUUCUCGUCCCCAGAUCCUCCCUCCAACCAUGUAGCCUCUCCUUCAAGCUCAGCGGUCACUUGUAGGUCUGAAGAGAGACACCACAGGAGCCAGAUUCAUGUCCAGUGGAAGGCGAGUGCUUAUGCACUUAACUGACCAUCUGAAGAAGAGGAGGGAGCAUGGGACACGUCUACUGCUAAACAGAUUUGCUCUUUUCGGUGAUUAGCUUAGAGGGCCGAGGGUGUAGAUUUCGUCAAGGGUCCACUUCAUUCCUCCAAGGGUAAAUGGCUGGCACUGUGGGUUACCUGGCAGCUAUGACAGCGGCCCAUCACAGCAGCCUGUGACAGAGAUGCCAGAGUGGGCUUUGAACAGCUUGCUCUGCAGUGCAACACAGUGCCACGUGUCUCAUUGGUGACAAGACAUACCUGAUUGGUAGCCUGUGGGCACUUAAUAUUUUCAUUUUCUAAGCUGUGCUUAGGAGAAAAACCAAAACGUAUUUUGCCUUUUCCUCUCCAAGGACCAACAUCUUGCCCAUAGAACGUACCUUGCUUUCCUGCCUGAUUCGCUCUGGGCCAGCACUCUGAGGAAGGGCAUCUGUGCUUGUCUCAGCUGCUCAGUGAGUAGCCAACAGGAUCUGCCAAGAGGCCCCUCCCCGGCCAUGUUAAGAUGGGCUCUGAGUGGGCGGAAAUGCUCGCCCACACAGUGGGUAAUGUGUGUCAGAGAGAAAUCCUCGUCGUAUUGGCAUCUGUUCUGCACAGGUGUGUCCGGAUGGAACACCACUGUCCACCAGCACUGUGAUCUUUCCGUGCCUGCACUUAAUCUAAGGAAGGACAGCAUCAAAUGUCAUUUGCUGUAAACUAAACAGAAGUUCAUGUACUCAUCUGAGGAGAUGCAUAGCCAGUGGAUCUGAGGUGUGGAUGGGUCUUGCUAGUAUUUUCUGUUCUUCAGUAAAGAAGGGCAAGGCAGAAAAUCCCUAACUGCCGUGCUAUCUCGGUGUUCUCACUGCAGAAAAUUGACACUGCGUGCCUGUGUAAAUGUGUGGCUGACUGUGAAAGCUUCGGUCUUGGCUCAUGUUGAAAUGUGAUUAAAGCUAAUAGAAGAGAUGAAA